AUGGAAGGAAUUGGAAGGUUACCAGAACCGAUGAAAUUUGAGGGAAAUCUCGAUGAGAAUUUCAAGAAAUUUUAUCAAAGUUUUGAACUGUAUUUGGUAGCAACAGAAAAGGAUCAAAAAGCAGAUACAGUAAAAACAGCAUUAUUGCUAAACACUAUAGGCAGUGAAGGCAUCGAAAUAUAUAACACAUUUAGGUUAACCAGCACACAGAAAAGCGAUUAUAAGGUAGUGGUAAAUGAAUUCAAGAAAUAUUGUGCCCCAAGAAAAAACAGAACAUAUGAAAGGUUUGUGUUCAACAGUCGAAAUCAACAAGUGGAUGAACCAUUUGACAAAUUCUUCGGUGAUCUCAAAAAGUUAAUACAGUCAUGUGAGUAUGCGGACCAAGAAGACACAUUACUAGUAGAUAGAAUAAUACUAGGUACAAAUGAUUUAAAUGUUCAAGAAAAACUACUUAACAUACAAAAUGUUACAUUGGAGACUGCAGUAGAAACAUGCAGAAAUUAUGAAGCAACCAGGAGACACCUGCAGAAUGUAAGAAAUAAAGAAGAAGCUGCAGUUGAUGUUGUUAGAAGACAGAAGCGACAUAACAAACAAAAAGAAGAAAGAGGGCAAGCAAGCACUGAAGAAAAUAGCGGAAAACACUUUAAAUGCAAUAAGUGUGAUAAAGUUCAUGGAUACAGAGAAUGCGCAGCAUAUGGAAAAACAUGUUACAAGUGUGGAAAGAUGAAUCAUUUUAGUAAUGUAUGUAAAACAAAACUGAAGAAUGUGAAGGACGUCACAAAAGAUGAAGAAAGUGAGUCUGAAGAAGAUGAUCUGUAUGUAAGCAGCAUAGUCAGAGUUGGAGAGUUGUCAAAGAAGACCAAGUCAAUUUGGACGGAAAUCAUAGAAGUCAAUGGGAAAGCAUUGAAGUUCAAAAUAGAUACGGGAUCUGAAGUCAACAUAAUACCACUCGUGAUAUACAAGUCAAUAGCAGCGGAUGGAAGUCAACGGAUACGACAAACACGAACAUUACUACAAGCAUAUGGAGGAGGAAAAAUCAAGCCAAUAGGAAAAGUUAAACUUAGAUGUAAAAAUACAGAUAGGGACGAAGUAUUAGAAUUUAUUGUUGUUGAUUUAAAUGUAAAACUGAUACUCGGGUUGCCUAGUAUUCAAAAGUUAGGUUACAUUAAACACAUUAAUAACAUUCAGAUAAAUAGUGAAAAAGAAAAGUUCAUACAGUCGAAUAUUGAUAUAUUUACAGGUUUAGGUACAUUUAAAGAUACUUGUACAAUAACAUUAAAGAAAAACAGUGAACCUGUUGCUAGACCAUGUAGACGUUUAGAAAAACAAAAAAUAAUCGCUAAAGUCAAUGGUGCUAGUGAAUGGGUAAACUCCUUAGUAAUUAUAGAGAAACCAAAUAAAACCUUGCGGCUCUGUUUGGAUCCACAAGAACUGAAUAAAUGUAUUGAAAGAGAAUUUUUUGAAAUUCCUAGUUUUGAAGAAAUAAAUAGUAAACUUAGUGGAAAGAAACCGUACUAG
This is a messenger RNA of Solenopsis invicta (red fire ant), 1518 nucleotides long. RefSeq lists its product as uncharacterized. Bases 1 to 1518 code for a protein of 505 amino acids. The transcript is spliced from 2 exons. The record is from RefSeq and is a predicted model, not a curated record. Lineage: Eukaryota; Metazoa; Arthropoda; Insecta; Hymenoptera; Formicidae. Gene Ontology annotation, molecular function: nucleic acid binding; zinc ion binding.